Messenger RNA from Pseudoliparis swirei, 333 nucleotides. RefSeq lists its product as uncharacterized. The record is from RefSeq and is a predicted model, not a curated record. The transcript has 4 exons. NCBI's taxonomy places the organism in Eukaryota, Metazoa, Chordata, Actinopteri, Perciformes, Liparidae. The annotation marks the transcript as partial.
AUGGAAGAGGAGGAGAAGGAUGAGGAUGUUGAUGAGAAGAAGGAGGAUGAAAAAAAGAAGGAGACAGAAAGGGAGGAUAAGAAGAAAAAGAAGAAGAAAAAGCAGCAGGAAGAAAGAACAAGAAAGAAAAAAAAAUAAGAAGAAGGAAAAGGAGGAAAAGAAAAGGAGGAGGAGGAGAAGAAGAAGCAGGAUGAAUGAAGAAGAAAGAAGAAGAAGGAAAAGAAAAAGGAGGAGGAGGAGAAGAAGACAGAAAACAAGAAGAAGAAGAACAAGAAGAAGAAGAAGAAGAACAACAAGAAGAAGAAGAAGAAGAACAAGAACAAGAAGAAGAAG